Musa acuminata AAA Group (dessert banana) is the source of this 1648-nucleotide messenger RNA. Its product is annotated as sialyltransferase-like protein 1. The transcript has a single exon. The record is from RefSeq and is a predicted model, not a curated record. NCBI's taxonomy places the organism in Eukaryota, Viridiplantae, Streptophyta, Magnoliopsida, Zingiberales, Musaceae. Gene Ontology annotation, molecular function: sialyltransferase activity. Bases 391 to 1572 code for a protein of 393 amino acids.
UCAUUUUCAUUCCCGGCCUCAGCGAGAGACGCCGUCCAUUAACCUCUUCAGCGUUGCCUUUACCACCGCUCCUCCUCGCUCACGAUCCUAUUUGGAGCUCCGGGCGAAUGCUUUGGAGUUCUUCUGUCAAAGCGACUCCUUUCUUGCUCUGGUUCGUAGAAAGGGGGAGGGACUAGGCGCUGGAUGAGAUCAUUCGCCUCUUGCGCGUUCCUUUCGCUGAUGCUCCUCCUCGCCAUCGAUCCCUUUUCGAGCUCCGGACUGCGUCCCUAGUGGGCGAUCGGUACCGAUCCGUUGUAACUCCGUGGGCGAAGGCUUUGCAGUUCUUCCUUCAGAAUGGUUCCUUUCGUCUUGGAGUUCGAGGAAAUGGGGAAGGACUAGGUGGUGGCUGAGAUGACGAAGCGCUCUCUCCCAUUGCCCUUCAUCUUAUUUCUUCCCAUCGCUGUGUUCUCCUUCUUCAGAUUCCGGGCGGCGUUUCUCGGUUAUCCCAGCGCCGGGCCGCUGCCGGGGGACGCCCCCUCGGUGGCGCCACCUCCCUUCCCCAAUGUGACGCUGCUUAGUUUGGCGGCGGAGGAGGUCGGGGAGGCGGAGCUGAGGAAGGACGUCGAGAACCUCCUCCAUGGGAGCUUUGUUUCGGUUUCUGACGGUGGCGGUGGGAGGAGGUUCCGGUCCUACUCAUCCUGGCGGCAGGACAACCACCUCGAGGGUCGGACGCGCAUGAGGCUCCCGGCCCAGUUCCACGCCCCCAAGUACUAUCAUUUCUUCCCCGAGUUCCGCCGCUCGCUGCGUGACUGGUUCCGGAGCCGCCGCUUCCAGCCGGAGGUCAUGUUAGAGCUCGCUCGGCUCGUCAAGAUUCCCAUCGAUCACCACUAUGGCCGUCCCGGCUCCCAGCAGCUGUUUGGCUCCUGCGCCGUGGUCGGCAAUAGCGGCAUCCUAAUGAACAACGAGCAUGGCGAGCUGAUCGACGGUCAUGACCUCGUUAUCCGGCUCAACAAUGCCCGCAUCCAGGGAUACCACCGCAAUGUCGGCUCAAAGACCGGCCUUUCCUUCAUCAACAGCAAUAUACUUCAUGCCUGCGCUCGAAGAGAGAGCUGCUUCUGCCACCCCUAUGGCGAAAGCAUCCCCAUGGUCAUGUACAUUUGCCAAGCUCUUCAUUUUCUAGACUACGCCGUCUGCAAUUCCUCGCACAAGGCGCCGAUCCUCAUCACCGACGUCCGGUUUGACAUGCUCUGUGCCAGGAUUGUCAAGUACUAUUCGCUGAAGCGGUUCACCGAGGAGACAGGGAAGCCCCCGGACGAGUGGAAGAAUGUCCAUGAUGAGAAGUUGUUCCACUACUCGUCUGGGAUGCAGGCCGUGAUGCUUGCAGUGGGAAUCUGUGACAAACUUAGCAUCUUUGGGUUCGGGAAGUCGUCGGAGGCAAAACACCAUUACCAUACCAACCAGAAGAAGGAGCUGGAUUUGCAUGACUAUGAGGCAGAAUAUGCCUUGUAUCAUGACCUGGUUGAGUGGCCACAGGUAAUACCUUUCCUCAAGGACUCCGGCUUUGAAGUUCCUCCAGUAGUGUUUUAUCAUUAAGGUGUUUGUCUUGAUAUGGUUGGACUCUUGAAGUUGUCCCAACCGGUAGAAGAAAUCUGGAUGAUAUGUUUCUUGA